AUGGGGUUACCCCAGUGCUUGCUUCUGUUAUUGAUAUUUUUCUUCAACGGCUGCAACACACAUGAGCAGUCAUCUUAUUGUCAUGAUGAGGAGAGCUCUGCCUUGGUACAGUUCAAGGAGAGCUUUACUAUCAGCGCAUCCGCUUCGGGUUUAGAGGGUGCUUAUCCGAAAGUGUUGUCCUGGAAACCAGCUCAAGGAGGAAACAAAACCAACUGCUGCACAUGGGAUGGUGUCGAGUGUGACGAACAGACCGGUUAUGUGAUCGGGCUUGAUCUCAGAAGCAGUUGUCUCUUCGGCUCUAUCAACUCCAACAGCUCCCUUUUUCGUCUUGUUCACCUUCAAAGGCUGGACCUUGCCGAUAAUGACUUCAAUUACUCUCAAAUUCCUACUAGCAUUAGGAAUUUCCCUAGCCUCACCUAUCUUGACCUCUCUGCCUCUGUCUUUUCUGGUCGAGUCCCAGCAGAAGUUUCACAGCUGUCCAAGCUGUCACUCCUCAAUCUUUCUUCCAAUACCGAUCCUUCUUAUUUCCCUUCUAGUGUGGGAUUGUUGAAACUUGAUGAAUUCAAUUUCAGAAAUCUUGUUCGAAACUUAACCAAACUAGAACAUCUUCGUCUCCGUUACAUAAACAUAUCUUCGACAAUACCCUAUUCCAUGGCCAAUCUAUCAUUUUUGACAACCCUCGACUUACAUCAGUGCGAGUUAUUUGGAGACUUCCCAGUAACAAUUUUCCACUUACAAAACUUGAAAAGUCUCUAUGUUAGAGACAACCAAGAUCUCAUUGGUCAUUUGCCUGAAUUUAAUCAAAGUAGUCGUCUCAUCACACUUGAUCUUCACGGAACUAGAUUUUCUGGUAACUUUCCAUCUUCCAUAGGAAAGAUUGAUUCUUUGAAGCAGUUGGACGUGGCUGCAUGCAAUUUUUCAGAAGGCUUUGUUCCAUCUUCCAUAGGUAAUCUGAGACAACUCGUUUAUCUAGACCUUUCAGCAAACAAAUUUGUAGGUCAGAUUCCCGAGUCCUUUGCAAACCUUACCCAAUUGACCGUCUUUCGGAUUAGUACAAGUCCAUUAUCUGGUCCGGUCCCAUCGUGGAUAGGUAAUUUCAGCAAGCUAGUUUACCUAGAUUUUGCAUUUAGUAGACUGAAUGGUUCAAUUCUUGCUUCAUUUUCCAAUCUCACGAACCUUGAGAUUCUUUAUCUUCAGAACAAUGACCUGAGAGGUUCAGUUGAGUUUCAACAAUUUCAAAACCUUCAAAAUCUCUACCAACUCGAUCUAGGUGUUAAUAAUCUGGAAUUUCUCACUGGUUCCGAGAUUAUGAAUGCAACUGUUCCACAGUUCACGCUUCUAGGAUUAGCUAGAUGCAAUUUGACACAGUUCCCGAACUUCUUAAGAUAUCAAAAAAGUUUGCAGUAUUUGAACCUUGAUCAAAACAAAAUCCAUGGCCAAGUACCGAAAUGGAUGUGGAACAUGAGCACCGGAAGUUUGAAAACUUUCAACCUUGACACUAACCUCCUUUCAGGCUUUGAGAACCUUCCAGAUGUCCUUCCCUGGGUCGACUUGCGCGCUUUCGCUCUUACAUCAAACAUGUUUCAGGGCCCACUCCCAGUACCGGCAGCAUCCACCAUAGUCUAUGGAGUUCAGAAUAACAACUUUGCUGGAGAAGUUCCACCAGGAAUCUGCAAUAUGAGUUCUCUUCUGGCCCUUGAUUUGUCCAACAACAACUUUAGUGGCAUGAUUCCGCAGUGUUUCGGAAACUUCAGCGACCAUCUUACAGUUUUGCUUCUUGGAAAUAACUCGUUUCACGGCACUCUUCCCCAAAGACACACCAACAAAAGCAACUUAAGGAUACUUGAUGUAAGUCAAAAUCAAUUGCAAGGACAGCUAUCGACGUCGUGGGGGAAUUGUCUGGUGCUUGAGACGUUGAUUCUGUCAAACAAUAACUUUAGCGAUGUCUUCCCCUUUUGGUUGGGGAGUCUUCCGGAGUUAAAAAUUUUGGCAAUGCGGCAUAAUGGUUUCUAUGGAAUGAUAGCAAAGCCUGAAAACAAUCAACGGUUCCCGAAGUUGCGUGUUUUGGAUAUGUUGUAUAACAAUUUCACCGGGCAGUUUCUAGCUGAGAACAUCUUCACCGAGUAUGGAAUGAGACCAAAUAUAACGGUGAGCCAAAGAACAUACAUAGAGGCUGACAUCAGCUACGAAGCUUCUUAUGGUGUCACCACUGUGUCUUAUGGUUCCACGAUUACAAUAACCAGUAAAGGUGUUGAUAGAUACUAUUCAAAGAUUCAAGAAGCCUUUGCAGUCAUUGAUAUCUCAUGCAACAAAUUUGAAGGGAAGAUCGAUGAAUGGAUUGGGAAUCUAAAGGGGCUUCGCUCACUGAAUGUUUCCAACAACCUUCUUACAGGAAGGAUCCCAUCAUCUUUGGGGAAUUUAAAUGAUCUCGAAUCACUGGAUCUAUCGAAUAACAAGCUCUCGGGAGAGAUCCCCCAGCAACUGGUUCAAUUGACAUUCCUUGCAAAGUUCAAUGUCUCUCACAACAAUCUCACAGGUCUCAUACCAAGUGGAACCCAACUCAGGGGGUUUACUCUCUCGUCUUAUGAAGGAAACUCUGGGCUGUGUGGAGAUCCAUUGCCAAGGAAAUGCGGGAAGCCUAAUACCCCGGCUCAAGUGCCACCUUCCAGCACAGAAGACAACAACAGUUCAGGGUCUGGAAUUGAAUUUGAUUGGAAAUUUGUGUUGUCUGGAUUUGGAAGUGGAUUGGUGGUUGGAGUGGUACUUGCGGACAUGGCAAUCACGCGGAGGCCUGAGAUAUUUCUUGAGAUGGUUGGAAGAUUAGUCAGACUAAUGAAAAUGAUCACAAGGUGCAAGAGGUUAGGACGCUGA
Fragaria vesca subsp. vesca is the source of this 2871-nucleotide messenger RNA. RefSeq names its product receptor-like protein 12-like. The record is from RefSeq and is a predicted model, not a curated record. NCBI's taxonomy places the organism in Eukaryota, Viridiplantae, Streptophyta, Magnoliopsida, Rosales, Rosaceae. The transcript is spliced from 2 exons. Gene Ontology annotation, molecular function: protein binding. The coding region runs from base 1 to 2871 and encodes 956 amino acids.